UACUUUUUUGACUCAAUACAGGAGAAAAUAGCAGAGCUGCAAAACGAGCUUAUACAUUACACCAGGCAGUACACGUGCAGAUUGGAUCAAUUGAAUAUGAUGAUGACGGAAAAGGAGAAGACUGAAGCACAGUUAAAUAUUCAACAGAAAAAAAUGGGAGCAGAAAUUCAGAAACAGAAAGUUAAAUUGUUGGAGAAACGGGAGCAGAUUCAGCUGGUGGAGAAGCAAGCGCAAGAAAUCAAAGACCUGAAAGACGAAAUAAGUCUGCUAACGCGAAAGGGAGGUCACAUUCUCCCUCCUGCCCAACCACCUUUACCACAGUGAACUAUGCACCAUCUUUAGUAUAACUUCCUCUCUAUUUCUAAUAGGGUGAAUUUUGUUUUGCUUCAAAUAGAUGUGAUUUUAUUCUGGCCUGAAAUGGAUGCAAUCAUCAUAUUCAUUGUGCGCCAAAAUUAGUUGUUUUGUUAUUAAUUAAAAGAUGGGCAUUCCUUUCAAAGAUGUUCAACGUUCACACAACUGCACUUCAAGAGAAGCAUAGGUGGCUGUUUCAGCUGUAUAGUUAGAAACUGUCCAGGUGAGAGAGUAAUGUUGGAAAUAGUAGCACGUUUUCUAUUCGGUGCCUAAAAUGUUUUUGACACCCCCUAAAACA
This is a messenger RNA of Leucoraja erinaceus (little skate), 649 nucleotides long. Its product is annotated as cilia- and flagella-associated protein 44-like. The record is from RefSeq and is a predicted model, not a curated record. The transcript has 2 exons. NCBI's taxonomy places the organism in Eukaryota, Metazoa, Chordata, Chondrichthyes, Rajiformes, Rajidae. Bases 97 to 324 code for a protein of 75 amino acids.